Molecule: messenger RNA, 207 nt
Organism: Danaus chrysippus (African queen)
Lineage: Eukaryota; Metazoa; Arthropoda; Insecta; Lepidoptera; Nymphalidae
Source: the annotation of a GenBank genome assembly
AUGAUAGGGGUGAUGGGGAUGAAGAGGGUGAUGGGGAUGAAGGGGGUGAUGGAGAUAAUGGAAAUGAUUGGUGUGAUGGGGAUGAUGGAGAUGAUGAGGAUGAAGGGGGUGAUGGGGAUGAUGGGGAUGAUUGAGAUGAUGGGGAUGAUGGAGAUGAUGGAUAUGAUGGGGAUGGGAUGGGGGAUGAUGAUGGGGAUGGGGGGAUGA